Blepharisma stoltei is the source of this 657-nucleotide messenger RNA. The record is from the annotation of a GenBank genome assembly. NCBI's taxonomy places the organism in Eukaryota, Ciliophora, Heterotrichea, Heterotrichida, Blepharismidae.
AUGUUCAUAGCCUCAUUUGGAUAUAUGUUUGCGUUCGGUUAUGAGGAAUACACAAAAGAACUCAAUCCAGUCAUUUUUCAAAUACAAUCAAGUGUAGUAUCAGGCAUUAAAUCUGGAUUUUUACCUGAAGAUAUCAGAAAAGACUCUAUAAAUCCUACACAGUACGAUUUUAAGCUUCAUAAUUGAUUGGGAUCCUAUAUAAUAAAAAGGAGUUUUAUAAUAAUGGAUGCUGAUGGGGACAAGCAUGCAAGGAUUCAAGAAAUGUUCAAAAAGUUUGAUAAAGAUGGAGACCAAACUAUUAAUGCGAAAGAAUUGGAAGAGUACCUUCUAAACGAAGGAAUAAAUAUUGAGCAAGAAGAAUUGCAAGAACUUAUUGAAAAAAUUGAUGCUAAUGGGGAUGGAAAUAUUCAGUAUUCCGAGUUUGAAAGAGUAAUGGAUGAUAUUUUUGAUGGAGAAGCAGAAGAAAAUAUACUGAAGCAGAUUUUCGAUGCCCUUGAUAGAGAUCAUGAUGGACAACUAGGACCUGACGAAUUGAAGUAUGCUUUAUAUUGCUUAGGAGAGGAAGUUUCAGAUCCUGAUGUUGAAAAUAUGAUUCACUUUGUAACAAAUGGGAAUAAUUAUGUAGAUUUUGACGUAUUUAAGAAAAUUUCAAAAUAA